This is a messenger RNA of Melanaphis sacchari, 1971 nucleotides long. RefSeq lists its product as uncharacterized. The coding region runs from base 1 to 1971 and encodes 656 amino acids. The transcript has a single exon. The record is from RefSeq and is a predicted model, not a curated record. NCBI's taxonomy places the organism in Eukaryota, Metazoa, Arthropoda, Insecta, Hemiptera, Aphididae. Gene Ontology annotation, molecular function: protein dimerization activity.
AUGGGAAAGCCGCAAUACAUCCAAAAGUUCCGUCAAGUAUGGAAGAAAGAUAAAUUAUUUAUGGACUGGUUACAAGAGGUGAAGGAUGAUCCAACAAAGGCUUAUUGUAAGGUAUGUUGUUGUACUAUCCGUGCAAGAAAGGCUGACUUAGUAACUCACAGCGAUUGUAAUAAACAUAAAUCUGCACUAGGUGCAACAUGCAUAAAACGUACUGGAUCAUUUCAAUUUAAACCCAAUAAUUUUAAAAUGCAACAUGCACAAGCUAGUAUGGCGUUAUUUGUAAGUGCACACAGUGCAAUUAUUGCAAUUGACCAUUUAAGUGAAUUGUGCAAUACUAACUUUACUGGAGAUAAUAUUAAAAUGCAUAGAACAAAAUGUUCUAGUAUUAUCAUUAACAUUUUAGCCCCAUUUUUUAUAAACAACUUGAGGGAAGAUAUAGGAACGUCUAAAUACAGUUUGCUUAUCGAUGAAUCCACUGAUAUAUCAGUUUUAAAAUUUCUUGGUAUGGCAAUAAUUUAUUACAGUAGAGACAAAAAUGAUAUUGUUACAACUUUCUUUGCAUUAGAACAACUGGGAGAGUGUAAUGCUCAAGCUAUAGUUGAUGCAAUGAAAUCUGCAUUACAAAAGUACAACCUUGACAUAAAAAAUUUAAUUGGUAUCGGAUCAGAUAAUGCAAGUGUAAUGGUUGGAAUAAAUAAAGGUGUCUAUGCUAUCUUAAAACAAGAGAAUCCCAAUCUAAUUUUAAUUAGAUGUGUGUGCCAUUCACUUCAGUUAGCCACAUCACAAGCUUGUGCUGAAACAGUUCCAAGACAUUUAGAUUUUCUAAUUUCCGAAUCUUAUAAUUGGUUUUCAAAAUCCACACUACGCCAACAAUCAUACAAGGAUCUUUAUAAAUGUAUGAAUGAAAAUCAUGAACCACUAAAAAUUGUUCAAGCAUGCAAUACGCGAUGGUUGUCCAUAGAAACUGCCGUUGUCAGAAUAAUUGAUCAAUGGAACGAACUAAAAUUACAUUUUGAAAUAAGUAGAUCGAAAGAGAAGUGCUAUUCUGCAGAAAUGCUAUAUACUCUUUAUAGAGAUGAACAUAACUUAGCAUAUUUGCUAUUUUUAAGACCUCUUUUAGGAGAAAUUCAAAGAGUUAAUAAACUUUUUGAAUCCGAGUAUGCAGACCCAACAAAAUUAGGAUCAGAGUUAAUUUCACUAAUCACUUUUUUGGGAAAAAUUAUCGUUGUCCCAUCAUUUAAUUUUACUAAAUCUACUAAUUUUACUGAUCAUUUAAAUCCAAAGCCUUAUCUUGGGUAUGGAUUUGAAAAUAAAGUUGAAGAUUUAAAAAAAAAAGGUAAACUCUCUUCUGAUCAAGAACAAGUUCUUAGAAGUAGGUGUAUAUCAUUUAUUAUUUAUAUUGUUAAGCAACUACAACAACGUUUACCAGAAAAUAUACAAAUAUUAAAAAAAAUUGAAGUAUUUUCCCCUCGGAAUGCACUUAAACAAUUAAAGGAGCCCAUAUCAUUGAUAUGUGAACAUUUUGGCAUUGAAAAUAAAAUAAUAGAAAAAAUAGACUUACAAUGGAGAAAUAUUGUUUUUCAAAAAUGGGAAAAAACCAAAUCUGCAGUUGAAUUUUGGUCUGAGGUUAACAACUUUACUGAUGCUGGUGGUAAUAAUCCAUUUGAAGAUCUUGCUGCUUUGGUUUUGACAAUACUUUCAUUACCCUGGUCUAAUGCUGCCUGUGAGCGAAUUUUCAGCCAAAUGAACAUUGUCAAGAGCAAGUCAAGGAAUAGAAUGAAAUCGCCAAUGUUAAUAUCACUUUUACAUAUUCGUUCAGGUUUAAAAAGAAACAAAAAAUGCUGCCAUAAUUUUAAAUUUCCAGAUAGUAUUGUUAAAUCCAUUGGGACAAUGAAUGUUUAUAAUUGUAAUGUAGAAAACGAAAUAUCUGAAAUUACUGAAAUACUUGAUGAUCUACCAGCAUUUAUGUAG